UGCGGAGCCGCUGGAGCGGAGCGGUGUUAGCGGCGUUGCUGGAAGAUGGCGAGCGGCUGGGAUGAGCGGCCGCCCUGGCGGCUGGAAAGCCUGCGGCUGCUACCGCCGCCACCGCUGCUGCUGCUACUGCUGCUAUUGAGGAGCUCGGCCCAGGCGGCGCACAUCAAGAAGGCUGAGGCGACCACGACGACCGUCGGCGGCUCCGAGGCGGCCGAGGGCCAGUUUGACCACUACUACCACGAAGCGGCGCUGGGCGAGGCACUGGAGGCGGCAGCGGCCGCGGGGCCGCCUGGCCUGGCCCGUCUCUUCAGCAUCGGCAAUUCGGUGGAGGGCCGACCGCUGUGGGUGCUGCGCCUCACGGCUGGCCUGGGGCCGCCGCCCACCCCCGCCGCCGUGGGGCUGGACGCCGCGGGGCCGCUGCUGCCCGGCCGACCGCAGGUGAAGCUGGUGGGUAACAUGCACGGCGACGAGACGGUGUCGCGCCAGGUGUUGGUCUACCUGGCCCGUGAGCUGGCGUCGGGCUACCGCCGCGGGGACCCGCGCCUGGUCCGCCUGCUCAACACCACCGACGUAUAUUUGCUGCCCAGCCUGAAUCCGGAUGGCUUCGAACGCGCUCGCGAGGGUGACUGCGGCCUCGGCGACAGCGGUCCGCCUGGGACCAGCGGCCGAGACAACAGCCGAGGCCGCGACCUCAACCGCAGCUUCCCUGACCAGUUCAGCACGGGGGAGCCACCUUCCCUGGAUGAGGUGCCAGAGGUGCGCGCCCUCAUCGACUGGAUCCGCAGGAACAAGUUUGUGCUUUCUGGAAAUCUUCAUGGUGGCUCAGUGGUAGCAAGCUAUCCUUUUGAUGAUUCUCCCGAGCAUAAGACCACUGGAAUCUAUAGCAAAACCUCCGAUGAUGAAGUCUUUCGAUACUUGGCGAAAGCUUAUGCUUCUAACCACCCUAUAAUGAGAACUGGUGAACCCCAUUGUCCAGGAGAUGAAGAGGAGACUUUCAAAGACGGGAUCACGAACGGUGCGCACUGGUAUGAUGUGGAAGGUGGUAUGCAAGAUUACAACUAUGUGUGGGCCAACUGUUUUGAGAUCACAUUAGAAUUAUCUUGCUGCAAAUACCCACCUGCUUCUCAGCUUCGACAAGAAUGGGAGAACAACCGUGAGUCUUUGAUCACAUUGAUUGAAAAGGUCCACAUUGGAAUUAAAGGAUUUGUUAAAGACUCAGUCACAGGCUCUGGGUUGGAGAAUGCAACCAUCUCAGUGGCUGGUAUUAAUCAUAAUAUCACAACUGGGAGAUUCGGUGAUUUCCACAGACUGCUCAUUCCUGGAAGUUACAAUCUUACAGCGGUUUCACCUGGGUAUAUGCCGUUGACUAUUAAUAAUAUAGUGGUGAAAGAAGGACCAGCCACAGAGAUGGAUUUCUCCCUUCAACCAACUGUGAUGUCAGUAGUGCCUGACUCGACUGAGGCUGUGACAACUCCCGGCACAGUUGCCGUUCCUAAUAUUCCUCCUGGAACACCAUCGUCCCAUCAGCCAAUUCAGCCUAAAGACUUUCACCACCACCAUUUUCCUGACAUGGAAAUCUUCUUGAGAAGAUUUGCCAAUGAAUAUCCUAACAUCACUCGCCUUUAUUCUCUGGGAAAGUCCGUAGAGUCGAGAGAACUGUAUGUGAUGGAGAUAUCUGACAACCCAGGCGUCCAUGAACCAGGUGAACCAGAAUUUAAAUAUAUUGGAAAUAUGCAUGGAAAUGAAGUGGUUGGAAGAGAACUGCUAUUGAAUCUCAUCGAAUACCUCUGCAAGAACUUUGGAACAGACCCUGAAGUAACAGAUUUGGUUCGCAGCACUAGAAUUCACCUCAUGCCAUCCAUGAAUCCUGAUGGGUAUGAGAAGUCCCAAGAAGGAGACUCGAUAAGUGUAGUUGGCAGAAACAACAGCAACAACUUUGACCUAAACCGAAAUUUCCCAGACCAGUUUGUUCCGAUCACAGAUCCUACCCAACCUGAAACUAUCGCUGUGAUGAGCUGGGUGAAGGCCUAUCCGUUUGUGCUGUCGGCCAAUCUGCAUGGAGGUUCCUUGGUGGUUAACUACCCUUAUGAUGAUAAUGAACAAGGAGUUGCCACAUACAGCAAAUCACCAGAUGACGCCGUGUUUCAACAAAUAGCACUUUCUUAUUCCAAGGAAAACUCGCAGAUGUUCCAAGGUAGACCUUGCAAAGACAUGUACCUUAAUGAGUAUUUUCCUCAUGGCAUAACGAAUGGAGCGAGUUGGUAUAAUGUCCCAGGUGGUAUGCAGGACUGGAACUAUUUACAGACGAAUUGCUUUGAAGUAACCAUCGAACUAGGUUGUGUGAAAUAUCCAUUCGAGAAGGAACUGCCAAAGUACUGGGAGCAAAACCGGAGAUCUCUAAUCCAGUUUAUGAAACAGGUUCAUCAGGGUGUCAAAGGAUUUGUUCUUGAUGCCACAGAUGGUAGGGGCAUAUUAAAUGCCACCCUCAGUGUUGCUGAAAUUAAUCACCCAGUGACGACUUACAAAGCUGGAGAUUACUGGCGUCUCUUGGUCCCAGGGACAUAUAAAAUCACAGCAUCUGCUCGAGGGUAUAACCCCGUCACCAAGAACGUGACCGUCAGGAGUGAAGGUGCUAUUCAGGUCAACUUCACACUUGUUCGAUCUUCAACAGAUGCAAACAAUGAGUCAAAGAAAGGAAAGGGGCAUAGCACCAGCACUGAUGACACCAGCGACCCAACUUCUAAGGAGUUUGAAGCACUGAUCAAACACCUUUCGGCUGAGAAUGGCUUGGAAGGCUUCAUGUUAAGCUCGUCCUCAGACCUGGCUCUGUAUCGAUACCAUUCCUACAAAGACUUAUCCGAGUUCCUGAGAGGACUCGUAAUGAACUACCCACACAUUACAAACCUUACCACUUUGGGACAGAGUGUUGAAUAUCGUCACAUUUGGUCCCUUGAAAUCUCCAAUAAGCCCAACAUAUCAGAACCUGAAGAACCGAAGAUUCGUUUUGUUGCUGGUAUCCAUGGAAACGCUCCAGUUGGCACUGAACUGCUUUUGGCUCUGGCAGAAUUUCUUUGCCUGAAUUACAAAAAGAAUCCAGUUGUUACCCAAUUGGUUGACAGGACUAGAAUUGUGAUUGUCCCCUCUCUGAAUCCAGAUGGGAGAGAGCGAGCACAGGAGAAAGACUGUACCUCGAAGACUGGGCACACAAAUGCCCGUGGCAGGGACCUGGACACAGACUUCACAAGUAAUGCUUCCCAACCUGAGACCAAAGCCAUCAUUGAAAACUUGAUUCAAAAACAGGAUUUCAGCCUUUCCAUUGCUUUAGAUGGUGGUUCUGUGCUGGUCACAUAUCCGUACGACAAGCCAGUCCAGACAGUGGAAAACAAAGAAACGUUAAAGCAUCUGGCGUCUCUUUAUGCAAAUAACCACCCAUCAAUGCACAUGGGUCAGCCCAGUUGCCCAAAUAAUUCAGAUGAGAACAUACCAGGAGGAGUGAUGCGGGGAGCAGAGUGGCACAGUCACCUGGGCAGCAUGAAGGAUUAUAGUGUCACCUAUGGCCAUUGCCCAGAAAUCACAGUAUACACAAGCUGCUGCUACUUCCCAAGUGCAGCUCAACUCCCUGCCCUAUGGGCAGAGAACAAGAAGUCUCUCCUCAGCAUGCUGGUGGAGGUCCACAAAGGAGUCCAUGGGUUAGUAAAAGACAAGACUGGUAAACCAAUCUCUAAAGCAGUAAUUGUACUCAAUGAAGGAAUAAGAGUACACACAAAAGAGGGGGGUUAUUUCCAUGUGCUUUUAGCUCCUGGGGUCCAUAACAUCAAUGCCAUCGCUGAUGGAUAUCAGCAACAGCAUUCACAGGUCUUUGUGCAUCAUGAUGCAGCCAGUUCUGUGGUGAUAGUCUUUGAUACAGAUAACCGGAUAUUUGGUUUGCCAAGGGAACUUGUGGUAACUGUGUCAGGUGCCACCAUGUCAGCGCUGAUCCUCACGGCUUGCAUCAUUUGGUGCAUCUGCUCUAUCAAGUCUAACAGACACAAAGAUGGCUUCCACCGGCUGCGGCAGCAUCAUGAUGAAUAUGAAGAUGAAAUUCGCAUGAUGUCAACUGGCUCUAAGAAGUCCCUUUUAAGCCAUGAGUUCCAGGAUGAAACGGACACAGAGGAAGAGACAUUAUAUUCUAGCAAACAUUGAGAAGCACGGUUUGCAUAUCUCCCUGCUUAAGUACCAGGCAAAUGACAGCUCCUCUUGGGAGACACUGCAGUAAGAAGAGAGAUUCCUUCCUCCUUCAAAGAGCUUUGGGAAGUUAGCCUGCUAAAUUCAUACUCUCUGAAUGUCACAGGCAGUUUUGAACUUCCCUUCCUUAAAAGUACUCUUAACCUUUUC
Molecule: messenger RNA, 4374 nt
Organism: Rattus norvegicus (Norway rat)
Lineage: Eukaryota; Metazoa; Chordata; Mammalia; Rodentia; Muridae
Gene: Cpd
Product: carboxypeptidase D
Biological process (GO): proteolysis
Cellular component (GO): plasma membrane; nucleus
Molecular function (GO): metallocarboxypeptidase activity; zinc ion binding
Source: RefSeq, marked provisional